Molecule: messenger RNA, 1581 nt
Organism: Musa acuminata subsp. malaccensis (wild Malaysian banana)
Lineage: Eukaryota; Viridiplantae; Streptophyta; Magnoliopsida; Zingiberales; Musaceae
Product: protein BIG GRAIN 1-like
Biological process (GO): auxin-activated signaling pathway
Source: RefSeq, a predicted model, not a curated record
AGCACGGAAAAAUCUGGAGGAGGAAAAGGGUCGUUCAUCACGGAUCACACGGACGUGGACGACCGGGCCCCGAACCAAAAGAGCGAAUGAUAGAAUUGCCACGUCAGCAUGUACUCGCGCGUGAAUCGUCCUAAAAAAGGCGUGCUGUGAGCGAGUGAUCGCCACACCACCGCCCACCUUUCUCGUCUUGCUUUGUUCUGCUCUUCAUCAAUGGCGCUUCCCACUCGUCUUGCCUUUGCCUUUACCCCCUCCCUCUCUCUCUAGUCUCUUCAUCGGCUCCUCGCGUGUAAAAAGAGAACAUAGAGAUAAGACCCCAGGGAAGAACAGGUGUUGGUGUUCUUGACGCUAUCUACCGUAAUGGAAGAGAGGUGGGCGAGGGGCAGAAAUAGGAGCGGUCACCAGAAUCCCUCCUUCUCCUCCACCCUCCUCGACGCUAUCUACCGCUCCAUCGAUGAGUCCGACGGCGGUGGCGCCACCCACGCUCCUAUCAUCGUCCCGAAGCGCCCUCCGCCGCUCCUGCGGCCCCCGGUGGACCGGCGAACCGCAGGGGCGGCAGACGAGAGGGCGGCAACCCGUCGCCGCCCGUUUGUGCCCAUCUCCACCUCUAGCUCCUCCGAAAAGUCCAGCUACGGCGGCUUCUCCUCCUCCUCUGAGCCCGACUCGGCGGCGACCCGGCUCAGGCCAAUCCGGACUGCCGGGCCGCCGAUCCAUUCGGCCCCUCCUCCGCCCGCAGCGGCGUCGUUCGACCGCCACGAGGAGGAUGAAAAGAAAAAGAAGAAGAAGACGAGCUCGAUCCGCGGCAGGCUUCGGGACAUGAAAAGUUCCAGGUCGGCGGCGCCGGCUUCGCCUGGGGCUCGCCUUGCUGGCUUCCUCGGCUCUCUAUUGUCGGCGGUGUCGGGGACCCCGAGAAGGCCGACGUCCACCGCAAGCGGAUGCGACGACUCCGCCUGCUCCACGGCGUCGUCCCACUCGCGAUCGUGCCUCGUCAAGAAGCCGUCGACGAGGGAGCGAGCUCCUCCAGCGGAGGGGGGGAAGCGAUCGGUGAGGUUCUAUCCGGUGAGCGUGAUCGUCGACGAGGACCUGCGGCCGUGCGGGCAUAAGAGCGUUUACGAGGCGGAUCGGGCAGCGGAGACAUCGUCGCGGCGGCCAUCGUCGGCGGCAAUGGAAGCGAGGAGGAGGGUGGAGGAGCUCCUGAGAGGGAUGGAGGAGGAGGAAGAAGAGGAGACGAGCGAUUCGAGCUCCGAUCUGUUCGAGUUGGAGAAUCUGACGGUUAUCGGAAUGGCAGGGGGAGCAGUGCACAGUGAUGAGCUUCCCGUGUACGAAACCACCCACCUCGACACGAAUCGCUCCUUUUCGCAAUCUCAACGCUUCCUUCAAAUAUAAGGUGGUGUUUUAUGAUAAGAGGGCUUGAGCGUUUGCCGUUGGUCUGUUUUGGCUUCUCACUGUUACAUAGUGGUUUCUGGGGGUUAAGUGGGGAUUAAUCACAUAUAUCUCUGGUUUAUGUCAUCGUUAUCUGAUCCCUCUUUGUAGGAUUUAUUUUGGUUUUGUAGCUGUCAGCCAAUAAAAUCUAAAUUAACCAUA